CUGGUGACCCUUCCAAUGACAUCACGUGUGAUAUUAACUAUUUGACGUAUCAGCAAACUUCAUCUGAAAGAUCAAGACUUGCAAAUCCAGUAGCAAUGCCCGAGGGGCUGGACGGACAGGUCAGGGUUUCUGUAUUCCUGUCCAAGAAAUGGUCACUGCAAGACUUGGAGCAGCCAAAGAUGCAAAGGAGCGCAUGAGUCCCGCUGGAGAUGAAAACUGUUUCACAGUGUUUUUCAUCCAGAGAGAGAAGGAAGAGCGGUGGAAGCUGGGAUCUUUGGAGUUCACCACCCCACCCGAGUCGGAGCUGGCCGUCCGCUGGGUCUCUGCCUUGCAGUUCUGGAUUUCUCACCACGGUGUGACAAGGCCUAAAAGCCUUUUGGUCUUUAUUAAUCCUGCUGGGGGACGCAAGAAGGCCGUGGAGAUCUACCAAGGUCAGGUGGCCUCGCUUUUCGCCCUGGCCGGGAUCCAUACCCAUGUUAUAGAGACCAGCCAAGCAAACGAGGCUCGUGAAUAUAUCUUGCAUCAAGAUCUCUACACCUUUGAUGGGUAAGAAACUCCAACCAGGGGGUGCCUGCAUUGUGCCCCCCCC
This is a messenger RNA of Sphaerodactylus townsendi, 589 nucleotides long. Its product is annotated as ceramide kinase-like. The record is from RefSeq and is a predicted model, not a curated record. The transcript is spliced from 5 exons. Gene Ontology annotation, molecular function: kinase activity. The coding region runs from base 149 to 550 and encodes 133 amino acids. NCBI's taxonomy places the organism in Eukaryota, Metazoa, Chordata, Lepidosauria, Squamata, Sphaerodactylidae.